This is a messenger RNA of Myotis myotis, 1883 nucleotides long. It is a transcript of the gene TDO2, whose product is annotated as tryptophan 2,3-dioxygenase. Gene Ontology annotation, molecular function: metal ion binding; heme binding; L-tryptophan 2,3-dioxygenase activity. The record is from RefSeq and is a predicted model, not a curated record. Lineage: Eukaryota; Metazoa; Chordata; Mammalia; Chiroptera; Vespertilionidae. Bases 233 to 1453 code for a protein of 406 amino acids. The transcript has 12 exons.
GAUUCAGUUGGGCAGAAUACUCACUAUUCUAGUAAACCAACUGCAUUCUGAAGUUUACAGAGUUUCAACUUCCGAACCAAUGGAAAUGAGAGUCUAGUAAGAGGAAAUAGAGAAAGCUGAUUGGCAGGUUCAGGCUGAUCAGGAUAAAUAAAAGGCAGCAGAACAUCUGGGAAGAUCAAUCUGUUCAUUUAGAGCCAACACCUCUGUGCUUCUCAAGCAGUGUGUUUUCACCAUGAGUGGCUGCCCAUUCUUAAGAAAUGACUUUGAAUAUGAUUUCAGAAAACUAUCUUUAGAAGGCAAUGAAGAAGACAAAUCACAAGCUGGUGUAAAUAAAGCCAGCAAAGGAGGACUUAUCUAUGGGAAUUAUCUGCAUUUGGAAAAAAUUUUGAAUGCACAGGAGCUUCAAAGUGAACUAAAAGGAAAUAAAAUCCAUGAUGAACACCUUUUCAUCAUAACUCAUCAAGCUUAUGAACUCUGGUUUAAGCAAAUCCUCUGGGAAUUAGAUUCUGUUUGUGAGAUCUUUCAGAAUGGCCAUGUCAGGGAUGAAAGGAAUAUGCUUAAGAUUGUUACGCGAAUGCAUCGAGUGGUGGUGAUCCUUAAACUACUGGUAGAGCAGUUUUCUAUCCUGGAAACGAUGACAGCCUUGGAUUUCAAUGACUUCAGAGAGUACUUAUCUCCAGCAUCAGGCUUCCAGAGUUUACAGUUCCGACUAUUAGAAAACAAGUUGGGUAUUUUUCAGAGUUUAAGAGUCCCUUACAACAGGAGACAUUAUCGUGAUAACUUCAAAGGAGAAGAAAAUGAAUUGCUACUGAAGUCGGAGCAGGAAAAAACACUUUUGCAACUAGUGGAGGCAUGGCUGGAAAGAACACCAGGUUUAGAGAAACAUGGAUUUAACUUCUGGGAAAAGUUGGAAAAAAAUAUUGUUAAAGGCCUGGAAGAAGAAUUCAGUAUGAUUCAGGCUAAAAACGAAUCAGAGGAAAAGGAGGAACAAAUGGCUGAAUUUCACAAACAAAAAGAGGUGUUACUCUUAUUAUUUGAUGAGAAACGCCAUGAGCAUCUUCUUAGUAAAGGUGAAAGACGACUCUCAUACAGAGCACUUCAGGGGGCCUUGAUGAUAUAUUUUUACAGGGAAGAACCUCGAUUCCAGGUCGCUUUCCAGUUGCUGACUUCUCUUAUGGAAAUAGACACACUCAUGACCAAAUGGAGAUAUAACCACGUGUGCCUGGUGCACAGAAUGCUGGGCACCAAAGCUGGCACUGGUGGGUCUUCAGGCUACCAGUACCUGCGCUCAACAGUAAGUGAUAGGUACAAGGUAUUUGUAGAUUUAUUUAAUCUUUCAACAUUUCUGAUUCCCCGGCACUGGAUACCGAAGAUGAACCCAAUUACUCGUAAAUUUCUUUACACGACUGAAUAUUGUGACAGCUCUUACUUCAGCAGUGAAGAAUCAGAUUAAAAUUAUCUGCAAAGUCUAUGAAGAGGACUGAUUUCUGUGGGGUUUUUCCUAUGCAUUUUCAUGAAUGCACAGACUUCUAAGAUAAUAUAUGUAUAUAUGUAGUAAAGCACUGUGGUGCUCUGAUUCAACCCUGGAAAGAAUUUUAUUUCAUUUAUUUGAAUGUUUAAGAUGUUUAAUAUAAGACUAAGCAUUUCUGUGAUGAUACAAAACACUAAGAAAUGAAUUCAGUGACACUGUUACAUUGUACAUAUGGUCUUUUCCUAUUAAAAAUGUAUUUGUUCUCUGACGCUCACCUUAAUGUAACCAUUUAAUCAUUAGCUCAUUGUUCCAUAUUUUAUAAGCUUGUAAACUUCAGCUAUUUAAUAUUUAAUGGAAUAAAAUGUGUCAUUCUAUAUAAACUUAUUCAAUAAAAAUUUUUGAGUAAUAAAAA